UUCCCAUUGACAUACAUAUACACAAUUAAAUAAUGAUGUUAAAUAUUACCGGAAGUAUCUUAUUAAGUAAUACAUAUAAAUAUGGAAGAAAAUAAUUAAACCGUUCGAAACUAAUGAAAAUUUGUAGCAUCAGUAAUACUGAAAUGUUCAAUAUUUUUGUAUAUUUCAAUAUUGUGCAAUUUGUAUCAUGUUAUUAUUCUGUCAAAGAGGAUAAACAAUUGAGUAGAUUUUUCACUGAUUUGUACAACGCGGAUGUAAAUUCAGUUGAAAAUGGUAAAGAUUAUCGAUUGAAUUUACAAGGAAAACUAGCUAGAGGAAUAGAUUCUGUAGAUUUGGCAUCUAAACCAUUGUUUGAAUUUGUUAAUGAAGAGAUAUUGGGGAAGAGACCUACUUUUGCAAAAUUCAUUGCAUUAUUGGAUAACUACAAUCCUCAAGUUGGUGUCACUGAAAUCGUCACAGAACAACAACAGAAGGAGGAAGAUGACUUUAUCAAUGAAUUGCUAAAAACAGAAGUCAUGAAAAUGACUUAUAAUUUCCUUAUCGAAAAACAAAAGUUGUCAGGAGAUAUUACAAACUUUGGAAAAUUCUUAAAGGAUUUGUGGUUCAAGCGAUAUAAACGUAGAAGUCCAAAAGACUCUUCUGCAUUUGAACAUGUAUUCGUUGGUGAACAUAAAAAUCUUGAUGUACUUGGAUUACAUAAUUGGAUUCAAUUUUAUUUAAAAGAAAAGAAAAAUCAAUUAAACUUUUUUGGAUGGACUAGAAGAUUUUGUAAAGAUCAACUUAUCACUGUAACAUAUGUCAAUGAAAAUAAAUAUAAAAAGCCAAUUGGAAGUGUUUUUGUUGGAUCAUCACCAGAAUUCGAUAUUGCUGUUUAUACGGUUGCUUUUGCACUACAUCCUACAUCUGUAUUUGACGUGAAUGUCGCUGGAUGUAAAGUACGUAUAACAUGUCAUGAAUUAUCUCCCUCUGAAAUGGGUACAUGUUAUAUGGGGUAAACAAUAUAUGUAUCUGAAUAAACAUUUGUUUCCACUGACCUUAAAAGCAAUAGCGAACUUAAGUUUAAUAUGCCGUUUGAUAGAUUAAUAUUCCGAAAAUAUAUAAUUUUGUUGAAAUUCCCUUACUUUUUAUUGUAUUACAAAAUAAGUAAAAAUCGAAAAACUUUCAGUAAGAGUAACACUUUUAAGAUGGUUCAGAAUAUAUCGAAGUAAGGAAGAGAAUUUUAGAUGAAUCGUAUUAUUUUUAUGCUCACGUAACUAAACUAUCUAACUGAGUGUACAAAACUCUAACGAAAGAUUAACAUUUGUUUCGAUUUUUCGUGGUUUCGCAUGCGUUAUCUUAUCAGAACUGAAUAGUAUAAAAGUGAAUAAAACCUUCAGACACAUUUAUAUCAAGAUUAAUAAAAACAUACUGAAGUGACAAAAUAUCAUUGACUGGUUACCUAAUGAUCAAACAUCGAGUGAUCUGAAGCAGUGAAAUGAGAAUAUUGUAAAUAACACGUGUCGUAUUUAACAUGAAAUAGUGUUUACAAGUCUAGCUGGUCCAUUUCCUAGAGUUUGAUAUAUACAAAGAAGAUUGCAAUACUACUGUUCUUUUGUUUUAUUUAAUGAUAUGAGUAAUCCAAAUAUAACUCCCAAGCUCGGAUAAAGGAGGAGGGUUGGGCAAAGGGUUAGCAACCCCAUCUCGUAGAAAACUAACUCGCUGAAAAAACA
This is a messenger RNA of Schistosoma haematobium, 1709 nucleotides long. RefSeq lists its product as uncharacterized. Gene Ontology annotation, molecular function: RNA endonuclease activity. Bases 114 to 995 code for a protein of 293 amino acids. Lineage: Eukaryota; Metazoa; Platyhelminthes; Trematoda; Strigeidida; Schistosomatidae. The transcript has 7 exons. The record is from RefSeq and is a predicted model, not a curated record.